Messenger RNA from Aphis gossypii (cotton aphid), 1027 nucleotides. Its product is annotated as chromobox protein homolog 5-like. Gene Ontology annotation, molecular function: chromatin binding. The transcript is spliced from 3 exons. NCBI's taxonomy places the organism in Eukaryota, Metazoa, Arthropoda, Insecta, Hemiptera, Aphididae. Gene Ontology annotation, biological process: negative regulation of transcription by RNA polymerase II; chromatin organization. The coding region runs from base 167 to 844 and encodes 225 amino acids. Gene Ontology annotation, cellular component: nucleus; pericentric heterochromatin. The record is from RefSeq and is a predicted model, not a curated record.
GAUAACUAGAAUGCUCAUCAAACAGUGUUGCUCGAAAGAGACUGUUAGUCGUUAGACUGCCGGCCCGUUUUCUGCGUAUGUGAGUUUCAGUCGUUUCAGAAGACAAACAGUAAUCUUCCCGACGCCGUACGUCGAUUUUUGAUUGUUACGUUCUCAAGUCUCCAACAUGAACCCAAAAUCCAAGGAAAACGAAGAACACGUUGAUUCCAGUUCUGAAGUCGAAGAUCAGGAAAAGGAAUACACUGUUGAAAAAGUCCUCAAUAAGCGUGUGAGGUACGGAAAAGUUGAGUACCUCCUGAAAUGGAUUGGCUACAGUGAUUUAGAUAAUACAUGGGAGCCAGAAGAAAAUCUUCAUUGUGGAGAACUUGUUGAAGAAUUUGAAGAAAAAUUAAAACAAGAGAUGAAGAAAACCCAACCAGAGCGUAGUCAUAAACAGACAUUAUCAUCUAAUUCAACCGUAACAAGUUGUGCAUCAUCGGAUGCAGGACCGUCUGAAGAAUGUAAAAUGAGUUCUCUACCAUUCAUAAAAUCUAAAAAGUCUGAUGAGUCCGACAAACAUGAUGAGAUUAAAGAUGCUGUUAUUGGUGAUGGUGAACAAAACGGUGUGUCAGAGAACAUGGCAAAUGAUGAUGACGAUGUUGAACCUGAAAAGGUACCUGAAAAAAUUCUUGGUGUUUCCAAUCGUUAUGAUGGAUUAUUGUUCCUUAUAAAAUGGAAAGAUAUCGAAGAAGCUGAUAUAAUCUUGGCUGACAAGGCUAAAUUAAAGUUCCCGCAAAUCGUUAUCAAUUUUUAUGAAGAAAGACUUCAAUUAUCGCCUUCUUCUAAAAAUUUAAAUGGUGUUUAACUGAUGAUGACAAUGAUGAAAAGUGUUGAAAAGAGAUGACUAUUAUUUUAUAUUAAAUCCUAUUGUAUAUUUCUUCAAUUAUUUUAUUUUAUUGUUACACAUGACAGGAUAUGCCUUACAGUUACAUUGUAUUAGUUCACCAAUUAUUAAAAAUUUAAAUGUUAGUAACUAAUUACUUUCAUA